Messenger RNA from Diatraea saccharalis (sugarcane borer), 951 nucleotides. NCBI's taxonomy places the organism in Eukaryota, Metazoa, Arthropoda, Insecta, Lepidoptera, Crambidae. The record is from the annotation of a GenBank genome assembly.
AUGUUCUACCUCGAACUUGCGUUGGGUGUUGUUACUAAGAAAGGUGUAUUGAGAUGUUGGGAUUUAGCGCCUCAGGCUAGAGGCAUAGGUUUUGCCAUGAUGGUAUGCUGUGUGUUCACGGCAUUAGCUCUGGGUGCUGUAGCUGCCUGGUGUCUAGCAUUAUUGGUGCAUUGUUUUCACUCGUUCCUGCCGUGGUUACACUGUGCUGCAAGCGCCACGCCUGCAUGCGCGGCUAGGCAUAGACCACUGCAGCGUGGUAGUGAAACACCGGCUCAAUCUUUCUUUUUGUACUUGGUGCUAUUCAAAGACGUUAUAGCGUAUUUUGUUCUUUUUUGCUUUGCUCUGGGCGCUGGUCGGCUCAAAGGUGCGGCUGCCAUGUUUCGUCUUUGCGAUUGGAGUGUGCUUUUUGAUAACAUCCAGAUAUGGCGUGAUGCGGUAGAAUAUUCACUGAUCGAGAUGACGGUCUCGCAAGGCUCACUGAUAAUGCUAGGAGCUUACUGUCCUGAGCGUCACAAGUUAGGAAUGACAGCACUACUCGCUUUCACUGCAUCAAAGACUAGCUCAAUGAUUAGUGCUUUUAUACUAGGAGCAACACAUGGAGCAUUGCAGGCAGACUAUGAGAGUAACGACACCAGUAUUUGGAGGGGUGCAUCAGCGUCUAUGGUGUUGUGGGAAGACUUUGUUGCCAGAGUGCCUGGUAGCACUGUUGGUGCAAACUAUUAUGUCUUCGUUCACUGGUCAUACACUACGAAAGAUUUCGUGGGCAUUUCUAAUCCUUGCGUGCGUUUUAUUCACCAUCAUUGGGACUAUUACUUUAUGUACGCAGAUUAUGUUCGCGACGAGUGGAGGCUCGUUUCCGGCGAGCGAAAUGGUCGCUGGUUGGGUAUUGCUCACGCUCGCUUUCCUGCCAGUGACGAUUAUCAUGCUGUUUUACUGUAUCUUCAAGUGUAG